Messenger RNA from Vanrija pseudolonga, 1537 nucleotides. RefSeq names its product Gluconolactonase (gene gnl). The coding region runs from base 91 to 1356 and encodes 421 amino acids. The transcript is spliced from 7 exons. NCBI's taxonomy places the organism in Eukaryota, Fungi, Basidiomycota, Tremellomycetes, Trichosporonales, Trichosporonaceae. The record is from RefSeq and is a predicted model, not a curated record.
AUAUAACCGGCUGCUCUCUCUCCCUCUCUCACGCUCCGCGGCUCCUACAUCUCGCCCGCCCUCCUCGCCCCGCCGACCUCGCUCCCCCCCAUGGCCCCACCAACCUGGCUCACGUCGAUCGCGGCGCCCAUCGUCCUCGGCGCCGCGAUCAUCAGCGUGCCCCUCACGCGCUCGCAGCAGCCGCCAUUGGAGCGGUGGGGCGCCGACGCGCUGCCGGCGCAGGCGCAGGUGAUUGACCAGAAGGCGUUCAAUGCGCUCGCGCAGGUGCCGAGCCAGGACGCGUUUGACGGGAGUAGUCUCUUCUACCCCCCCGGUACAGACUCCGCGUCGCUCAAGGCCCGCCCGUUCCACGUCUACCACGACGACUUUUACGCCAUCAUCGGGUCGAACCCUACGCUGACGGUCGUCGCUGCGACGGACAAGGACCCCUUGUUCCACGAGGCGGUCGUGUGGUAUCCACCCACGGACGAGGUCUUCUUCGUGCAGAAUGCGGGCGCGAAGGCGGCCGGCACGGGCCUGAACAAGUCGGCCAUCAUCCAGAGGAUCUCGCUCGCGCAGGCGGACGCGGUCAAGGACCUCGCCAGCGCCGUCGGGCAGGUCGACGUCGUGACCGUCCCCUCUAGCCCGCAGGUGAUCAACCCCAACGGCGGGACGAACUGGCGCGGCCAGAUCAUCUUCUGCGGCGAGGGCCAGGGGCCUGCUGUGCCAUCGGCGCUGUACGCCAUGAACCCUGUGCCGCCGUACAACACUACCGUGCUGGUCAACAACUUCUUCGGGCGCCAGUUCAGCAGUUUGAACGACGUCGCGGUGCACCCUUCUAACGGCUGGAUCUACUUUACCGACGUCGACUACGGGUUCUUGCAAGACUUCCGCUCAAAGGUCAACAUCCGCCGACAGGUGUACCGCUGGAACCCGGACACGGGCGUCAUCCAGGCCGUCGCCGACUACACUCUGCGUCCUAACGGCCUCACGUUCUCCCCGGAUGGCAAGUGGCUCUACGUGACCGACACUGGCGCCGCCCAGGGCUUCACCGGCGUCGACUGGUCCGCGCCAGCGAGCAUAUACCGCCUGCCGGUCAACGACGACGGCACGCUCGGACCCAACGAGCUCUUCACGUACGUGCACGUCGGUGUGCCCGAUGGCGUCCACUGCGACACCAAGGGCAACGUCUACUCUGGCGUCGGGGACGGCCUGCACGUCUGGAACCCAGCCGGCACGCUCAUCGGCAAGAUCUACACGGGCGACGUGGCGGCCAACUUCCAGUUCGCAGGCAAGGGCCGUAUUGUCAUUUGCGGCGAGACGGAGCUGUUCUACGGCACGCUCGCUGCCGAGGGCGCGCAUAUUACUGAUCUGUAGUGAUGUGUGCUGCUCUGCAUAUCUUGAUGAGGGGGCGAGGGCGUACUGGUGGUGAUGGCCGGGGUGCUCGGCAUUGUGGGCCGCCCGUCGAGAUAAGUGGCUGCUUGGCCUGGUCUCGGGUUCGGCCGAUGCCCCCGCGUGGACUGAUGGGCCUCGCUGUGAAAUAGCUGGAUUAGGAAAG